Molecule: messenger RNA, 4148 nt
Organism: Haliotis rubra (blacklip abalone)
Lineage: Eukaryota; Metazoa; Mollusca; Gastropoda; Lepetellida; Haliotidae
Product: bactericidal permeability-increasing protein-like
Exons: 17
Coding region: 221-1678 (485 amino acids)
Molecular function (GO): lipid binding
Source: RefSeq, a predicted model, not a curated record
GUCACACUGGCUGAUAUUGUGAGGAGCUGCAGGGCUGAUAGUCGCUUUUGUUUCAGCUUCCUGGUUCGUGCUCUCAGACUUGUACAGCCCAGAUUUAAUUCGCAGAAACACAUAUUACUUCCCAGUUGAGACUUUCGACGAGCAAGUUAGUUAACACGCUAGGACAAGGGACGAACCGCUCUCGGUGCCUGUGAACGUGAUCUGUCGUGACAACAACAAAAUGAAGCUUGUUGUUAUUUUUGUUGUGCUGUUUGUGGGUCUUGGUGCAUCUACUUCUCCGGGUUUCAAAGCAAGAAUAACCCAGAGUGGCCUUAAUUAUGCAAACAAAAUGGCUAUGUUGGCCUUAUCCCAGUCCAUCAAGAAACUCCAUAUCCCAGACCAGUCCGGCAAAUCUGGAAAAGUGUCCUACGAUAUAACUGGAAUGACAAUUUCCAGCUUCACGUCUCCACGCAGCUCAAUGUUGCCGCAGAAAGGGGCGGGCAUCAAGUGGAACGCCGCUGGGGCAGACUUGGCCAUGCACGGAAACGUCCACUACAAGUACAAGCAAGGAUGGAUCAAGAUUUCAGACCAUCUGGUUCAGUGGAAUUGGGGCAUAGAAGAUCCACUUCCAUGGUGGCUUCCUGGCUUUUAUAGCCUCUUCAGUGGCUCUCAUCGUAGGAAGAAGGCCAAGGACCUUCUCCGAGUCAGAGUCAGAUGUGUACCCUUUCGAUUACUGCUGCCAUCAACACUGAUGCCAACAAACAACUACAAAAGCUCUCCCAUGACAGUCUCGGUGCUGAAGACGUUCUUGCUGGACUACAGCCUCAUCUCAAACCCGACCUUCGACACCAAGUUCAUGGAGACCAUGCUGAAGGGAGAAGUUUACUGGAAGGGAGGAAAGGAGGAAUGUCCAUUCAGCCCGACCCCCCUGCCGACCACAACCGACACCUCCCGCAUGCUGUACCUGUGGGUGUCAGACUUCAUGGGCAACUCUCUGGCUUAUGCUGGCUUCAAGCACGGCUUCCUCCAGCAUAAUCUGACUGCCAAGGAUCUUCCACCCGGUAACAGGUCAAUCUUUAACACAACUUGCACAUACAAGUGCAUUGGCUUUUUCAUUCCACAGAUCAGCAAGAAAGACCCCAACAGUCAAGUGACGAUGAGGAUGCACGCCACUGCACCUCCCAACAUCACCAUCACUGGCGGCCUCAUCAACAUGAACUUCAGUGGGAACGUUGACCUCUACGCCAAGACUCCAAGUGGAAAGACUCCCUUCCUGCUUACCAUCUCUGUUGUGCUUGUUGCCAAGGUGACUGCCAACAUAGACAGACAGCUUGUGAAGGGGAAGAUUACCAGUACAAACCUCCAGCUGGAUGUGAAGAACUCUACUGUUGGCCCAGUGUCGUCUACAGCCCUCCAGCUGGUGAUGAACACUGCUAUCAAUCUGUUUGUCCUUCCACAGCUUAACGCCCAGGGACAGAAAGGACUGGUUCUGCCUGUAACAGACAACAUCCACUUCACCAAUGCUCAUCUCACCCUUCUCAAGGGAGCACUUCUCGUCUCCACCGACCUGUCCUACUCUCCAAGCACUGAUGAGGAUGAUCUUCGCCUUAACAAGGCAAAUCUCCCCAACACAACCCGUGACCGUGCGAUGACGUUCAAAGUUGUGGGACGGAAACAGCCAGUUUCCAACCAGAUCUAACUUGCCCUAUAUCCUGCAUCCUUGUCUCUCAUUGUUACAGAUCUGUUCAGAAGAUGCAUCUGAACUAGACACUAAAUAUAUUUCACAAUAUCUAAAUAAAGGAAAAAGGUCAAAUGUUUAAUAAUUGACUUUGAAAAAGAUAUUUUAGAAAUAAACAGGGUUGUCAAACAAUCUUUCUGGGUGCAGUGGGAGCCAGUGGUCACCUGCUGUCAGCAUCAGCAUUAUUUAAAUUCUCAAAUCUAUGUUCAGAUAUUUUCUCUGUUUGUCACGCAGUAGUAGACAACAAUAUUUCCUGUUUUCCAACACCCUGCGUCAGUAACGAUAGAUCUAGUGACGGUCAUGUACUUACAUACCAGCAUAUUUGUGGAACCUUUAAGUCUAACAGUCACUUGUGCUUUAAUCACUAUUUUGUAGGUAGGAUUGCAAACAAUCUCCAUUAAUCCAGCAUUCUGUCAUUUUUACCUGUGUCCAGGAGUGUUUAUUGCUGGUCACAGGGGGAUAAAUAUAUAUUUUUGGUUUCCCAUACAACUGUAUAUUUCUAUAAAUAACAUUCCAUUUAUCAGCUUUAAAGAUCGCAUAUACUCUAGGGGUUACAAAUACAUAAAUCACUAACUGGCAUCGCUAUAAAUGAAACCCCGUCAUUAAAACUACUCACUUCGGUCUUUAAUUAACUUAAAUCGACCUUUUUGACAACAGUGCACAAUUCUCACCCGCUACACACUUUCUAUACAACUAACUGAAAAUCGUUCCUCAUAUGACAUCACUGCAGUGAUGUUCUCCAGGAUGACUGGUGAUAUGUUGUAGGGUAUCAAUAGUAUCAAACUCUCCGUGGAAUCUCGCUCAAGGUGUAAAUAUUCCUAUGGUCUUGAAGGAGUAGAAUCUGAAAUUUGUGAAAUGAAUUUGUGUGAAGAUGAAUCUCACUUUUGAUAUACUAUCGUGUGGUGAUAUAUUGAGGGAGAUAUAUUUACCCAGAUAUUUGUGUGUUAAUCCUGUAGCUGUAAAGGAUAAUAUUUAAAAGUAAUCCUAUUUUACAGAACCUUGCUGUGUAUCUCCAGGACACAUUCAUAUUAUGAUGCAGUGUACGAAAGUGUUGAUGUGUUCUUGGUCAUGUUCUGGCUUUUGAUACUAUGGAGGCUAGUUAUUUUCUCACUUACCCCUUCAAAACCAGAUAUAUUUUUUUAUUUUAUAAAUUUGAGCCUAAAUUAAAAAGAAGAAAUUCUAAUGUAUUUUUGUGGCAUUAUUGUUUUAUAAUAAUUAAACCAUAUUGGAAGGCAUAUCUCAGUCAAAUUCUUCUUUCUCAUACAAUCCAAGAGUGUCUGGUACACAUCUAAACUUGUCUUAUAUAGGGAGAGGGAGUCUCGCAGGUUUAUGUUCUCCUUUGUGGAUGUGGUGGUUUUUAUGUUUUCCUUAUGACAUAUAUCUUUGGUUUGGUAUUGGUCUGAGACAGAAUAUUGUUUGGCAUUAAAAUUAAAUAAAUACCUUCCUAGCUGUUUUCAUCCUGAUUGUAUGAGGGGUUUGGGGUAACCUGCAGCUGCUGUAGUCAGGUGAGGUUACCAUGUACUGUGUGGGGUGGGGUAACUGCAGCUGCUGUAGUCAGGUGAGGUUACCAUGUACUGUGUGGGGUGGGGUAACCUGGGUGGUGUGGGUUACCAUGUGGGGUGGGGUAACCUGCAGCUGAUGUAGUGUGGUUACCAUGUACAGUGUGGGGUGACAUAUCAGAUGUUGUGUCUCCCAGAAACAUUCAUAGCAGAAUACUUCCUUUUAGUUCUUUAGAGAUGAUCAAAUAUUUUAGAUAUAUAUUGGUGGUGGAACAGAAUUUAAAACACUUAAACUUUUAAUUUAACAAUUAAUGGAAUAUAAAAGAACUGAAUAGUUUAUUUUAAUGUCACAUUUUUCAGUGAACUUGUAUGCAUAGGUAAAAGAUGUGAACGUUUUCUGUGAUAAGUCAAAUGCAUUACUUCUUAAUAUUGAUCUUUUUAUACAUGGGAGCAAGGGGUUGGCUAUGAAUGCCCUCUGACCCUUUUAAACAGUUGUAAUUACCAACAUAUGGUGACAUAAAUGUACUUUUUUAAAAAUCUCUCAUUACACAGACUACAUUACAUUAUUUAAUCCAAAUGUUGAACAAAAUUGAAGGAAUGAAUUCAAACCCCAAAUUAUUCUUCCUUUUUUUGUUUUUAAGGUUGCUCAGAAUUUUUAUUGGACAGAAUUUAUGGAUUAUAUUCCAACAAAAUCUUAGUGUUAUGUCUUUUUGAGUUCUUAGCAACAAAAAUCUUAGUGCUGAAGGUAUUGGCAAAGUGUGAGGUAUUAAUGGUGAAGGUAUUGACAAAGUGUGAGGUAUUAAUGAUUCUGGUCCCACCAACCUGGUGUGUGUCAGUCUACUUGAAACAACAUCUAUGCAAUACACUGUAUAUUUCUUAUGUGUGUCUUUCAUUGACUUGAAGUAUUUUCAUAAUAAACUAUGUUGCUUCAG